AUGUAUAACAAAUCGUUUCAAGAGAAUGGUACUCUAAUAGAGAACCUAUUUAACAGCGUUCUUUGCAAAAACCAAAGUUAUGACGGAAAUUGCACGAAUUUGAGUUGGACUUCCUUGGUUGAAACUCCAGUAAAUCCUGCAUUAGAGGAAUUUCAAGAACGAAGUAGGUUUUGGGUACAAAAGGUUUUAGUUCCAAUCAUUAUGAUCAUCGGAGUCAUCGGAAACACAGUCACCAUUUUCAUCAUGACGCAAAGACGCAUGCGCAGUUCAACAAAUUGGUAUCUAGCAGCACUCGCCAUAUUUGACAUGAGUUAUCUUAUAUUUUCUUUUGCACUGUCAUUUCAACAUUACCCUAGAAUUCAUGACGCCCAGUUUUACCCUUACUGGAAACUUUGGCCUUACAUGUUGACCAUUACUGAUGCAUCAAGCAAUUCAUCCGUAUGGUUAACUGUUACAUUCACCAUAGAGCGAUACAUAGCAGUAUGCCAUCCAAUGAAAGGUAAAGUUUUAUGUACAGAGUCCCGCGCAAAGAAAAUGAUAAUUUUUGUUUCACUUUUCUGUUUUUUAAUAGCAUCUCCCACGGCAUUCGAAUGGAAUAUAGUGGAAGUGGUCAAUCCUUUAACUAACAGCACUCAAGUACGAGCGGACUACUCCGAUCUUGGUAAUAAUCCUGUGUAUGUUUCAAUAUAUUACUGGAUGAUAUCUGUUCUUUUUAUUAUAAUUCCAAUUGUUCUGCUAGCAGUUUUCAAUGCCUUCCUUAUAAAAUCUGUUCACUCUUCAAAAUCACGGCGAAAGACAAUGACAAGGCGGAAAGAGACCAGAGACCAAGCAAUGCAGGAGAGCAAAAUCACUGUGAUGUUAAUCGCUGUAGUCAUAUUAUUUCUAGUGUGCCAAUUGCCUACAGCAGUUAUUUUGUUAUAUAAAUCAUUCCACCAUGUCAAGCCGAGAAGCAACGAGGAUUUGCUGCUUAGAGGUUUAGGAAAUAUCUUCAACUUUCUAAUGGCUGUGAAUGCAGCGGGAAACUUUGUACUGUAUUGUCUUUUAAGUCAAAAAUACAGGAGGACAUUCCUACUGUUGUUUUGCCCUUGCUUGAAGGGCAGAGUACCAAGAUUGCAUUCUGUGUACCAAAAUACCGUAUAUACAACAAUGGACAAUGAGAGUCCGGCAGCUUUAAGGAAAUACAGCGUACGCAAGUUGGACCAUUCGCGCUCGUUGGACAAUUCAGUAAAAUGCAUAGAAGGAAACUUAAACAACAGGUCGGCUUCUCAAAAAACAUCACAACCUCUACGAGCACAGCAGCAGCUCAGUUUUUCAAAGACAGUUGCUGUGUUUUCUGAUGAUACUGACACCUACAGCCCAAGGGUUGAUCCCAAUUCGCAUAGACUUUUGAGAGGAUUUCGAUGCCCUUGGAAAAGGCCAAAAGUUGCCACAGGUUGUAGCCAGGAUGAGAAAAUGGGCCAGUUCAUACCCUUAAAAUCACCCACUAAGUGUAGUGGAUUUGAUUCCAGUACUCGAAUGUCAAAUAACUCAUUGGCGCAGUAA
This is a messenger RNA of Uloborus diversus, 1542 nucleotides long. RefSeq names its product FMRFamide receptor-like. Gene Ontology annotation, molecular function: G protein-coupled receptor activity. The coding region runs from base 1 to 1542 and encodes 513 amino acids. The transcript has a single exon. The record is from RefSeq and is a predicted model, not a curated record. Gene Ontology annotation, biological process: G protein-coupled receptor signaling pathway. Lineage: Eukaryota; Metazoa; Arthropoda; Arachnida; Araneae; Uloboridae. Gene Ontology annotation, cellular component: membrane.